Messenger RNA from Egretta garzetta (little egret), 3001 nucleotides. It is a transcript of the gene PTBP1, whose product is annotated as polypyrimidine tract binding protein 1. Gene Ontology annotation, molecular function: mRNA binding. Gene Ontology annotation, cellular component: nucleus. The transcript has 15 exons. Lineage: Eukaryota; Metazoa; Chordata; Aves; Pelecaniformes; Ardeidae. The record is from RefSeq and is a predicted model, not a curated record. The coding region runs from base 16 to 1692 and encodes 558 amino acids. Gene Ontology annotation, biological process: regulation of RNA splicing; regulation of cell differentiation; mRNA processing.
GGAACAGGAAGAGAAAUGGCUCUGGGCAUUGUCCAAGAUAUAACAGUUGGUACAAAGCGGGGAUCUGACGAGCUUUUCUCUACUUGUGUUACUAACGGACCCUUUAUCAUGAGCAGCAACUCUUCUUCUGCAGCUAAUGGAAACGACAGCAAAAAAUUCAAAGGCGAUAGUAGAAGUGCUGGGGUCCCAUCCCGAGUGAUCCACGUCCGUAAACUCCCCAGCGACGUCACGGAGGCAGAGGUCAUUUCUUUGGGCUUACCUUUCGGCAAGGUCACCAAUCUUCUAAUGUUGAAAGGCAAAAAUCAGGCUUUCAUAGAAAUGAAUACAGAGGAGGCAGCCAACACCAUGGUCAACUACUACACCACAGUCACUCCAGUUCUCCGAAGCCAGCCCAUCUAUAUCCAGUUCUCCAACCACAAGGAGCUCAAGACGGACAACUCUCCAAACCAAGCACGUGCCCAAGCAGCUCUGCAAGCGGUGAACUCCGUUCAGUCUGGAAACCUAGCGCUGUCAGCCUCUGCUGCAGCAGUGGAUGCAGGAAUGGCGAUAGCUGGCCAGAGCCCUGUCCUGAGGAUCAUUGUUGAGAAUCUCUUCUACCCUGUCACUCUAGAUGUUCUGCAUCAGAUUUUUUCCAAAUUUGGUACAGUCUUGAAGAUAAUUACGUUCACAAAGAACAACCAGUUUCAGGCGCUGUUACAAUAUGCUGACCCAGUGAGCGCUCAGCAUGCCAAACUGUCUUUAGAUGGACAGAAUAUCUACAAUGCCUGUUGCACACUGCGCAUAGAUUUCUCAAAGCUCACAAGUCUCAAUGUAAAAUACAAUAAUGAUAAGAGCAGAGAUUAUACGCGACCAGACCUACCUUCCGGGGAUAACCAGCCCUCCCUCGAUCAGACCAUGGCAGCUGCUUUUGGUGCCCCAGGAAUAAUUUCCGCUUCUCCAUAUGCGGGAGCUGGCUUUCCUCCUACCUUUGCAAUUCCUCAGGCUGCAGGCCUGACAGUUCCAAAUGUUCAUGGAGCACUAGCUCCUUUGGCUAUCCCAUCAGCAGCAGCUGCAGCGGCUGCAGCAGGACGGAUUGCCAUUCCCGGCCUCGCUGGGGCAGGGAACUCUGUUCUGCUGGUUAGCAAUCUGAAUCCUGAGAGAGUUACACCCCAAUGCCUCUUUAUUCUUUUCGGAGUCUAUGGUGAUGUGCAGAGGGUGAAGAUUUUAUUUAAUAAGAAAGAGAAUGCCCUAGUGCAGAUGGCUGAUGGAAACCAGGCCCAGCUUGCCAUGAGCCAUUUGAAUGGUCAGAAGCUUCACGGGAAGCCAAUCCGUAUCACGCUGUCCAAGCACCAGACUGUACAGCUCCCUCGCGAGGGACAGGAAGACCAAGGUCUGACCAAGGACUAUGGGAAUUCUCCUCUACAUCGUUUCAAGAAACCAGGCUCCAAAAAUUUCCAGAACAUCUUUCCCCCUUCUGCCACUCUUCAUCUGUCCAAUAUUCCACCUUCAAUAACUGAAGAAGACCUUAAGAUGUUGUUUUCAAGCAAUGGUGGGAUGGUCAAAGGAUUCAAAUUCUUCCAGAAGGACCGCAAAAUGGCUCUGAUCCAGAUGGGCUCUGUGGAAGAAGCCAUUCAAUCGCUCAUUGACCUCCAUAACCAUGACCUGGGUGAGAACCAUCACCUGCGUGUGUCCUUCUCCAAGUCCACCAUUUAAAGCUUUGGAAGGCGGGAGACAAAAUGGACUUGACUUAAAACCUCUGGGGUUCAGCCUUGACCUUAAAAGGCUGAACGCUAGGGUUUCAACUUCCAUCAUUCCAGAAAAAAAGCCACUUUAAAAAUGCAGCUGAAGUGACCUUAAAAGACCAGAGAUUUUAUUUUUUUAAAGAGAAAUCAGUUUACCGGUUUUUAAAAAAAAAAAAAAUUAAAUCUAAUUCAUAUUGCUAACCUUGCGGUGAUGGGUAACAAUCUUGACUGUUCAAAUAAAAAUCACAAGUUGAAGUUUACACUUCGGAACCUGCUCUGGGAAAUUCCCCUCCCUUCCUGCUCCUUCUCCCCCAAAAAGCAGAUCCUAACACGUUUAUCAGGUUUCACAUUGAUGCCUUUUUUAUUUUCUUUACCCAUCCAUGCCUUGAAAGACCUAAAACCACUGUGUGAAUUCACUUUAGCGCCUUUGAGUCAGGAUUUUGCAAAACGCGUGGUGUACAGGAGCUCCCAACUCGCCCAGCACAAAAAUAAGUUGCAUUGAUCCUACCUUAACUGUGCAUCUGCUGUCCUGUGCCUUAAACCUUUUACUUCUUUGGGGAAAACAUCUGAACCGUAGGGAGUGGAUUGGGAGAGCUGAGGGGAAUACCUGAGCUCUGGCUUACUGGAUCAGCUUGUAGUGAAGGACGAGUGAAGCUGGCAAAGUGGAUAAAGAAAAUAUUGGGCUCUGACUCUUGAGGCAGUCGUAUCUGCUGCCUGUGAAAUGUCUCAAUCUGCGUAGUAUCAUGUGUCUCCGUGCCACUUCCCAAUCUGCUCGUGGUUUAUCGCCAUCUGCAAACCUUCAAGUGGGAGUUGUUAAAGAUCCUUUGUCCGUAACGUUCAGACCAAGCAGAAAGGUCUGGGUGGGGAAGCGUUCCCGAGACCAAAUUUCCAUUCCAUUCCAAUAGCGCAAGCCAACAGGCUCUGCCCUUCACAAGAGUGUUGAUCACAAUACAGAAUUAACCACUGUUGGACACUUGUGAAGACGAAUCAUUCAGCUUGUCAAAAUCGUGUGUGUAUAUAUAUAUAUCUAAAUACUUGGCUAGGAGUUGAACAAUUAUUGGGUACCCCACACGUAGGAAGGUGUUCCCGGGAGUCACCUUCGUGCCCCUGAUUGGAGAUUACCAAGACCGAUGUAGCUCUGCCAUCAUUCUUAUAGCGUGUCUUCAGCAUUUGAGCUUUUUGUUUUAAUUCUUGUAUUAUACUUUCUGAUGCCGUUGCUGUCAUCUGUGCCUAGCAAUAUUUCCAGUUGACCAAAUAUUCUAAUCUCUUUAUAUGCAAAA